Messenger RNA from Cuscuta europaea, 1427 nucleotides. Lineage: Eukaryota; Viridiplantae; Streptophyta; Magnoliopsida; Solanales; Convolvulaceae. The record is from the annotation of a GenBank genome assembly.
CUGCUUUUGUGCAGGUCGGGUAGCGCCCUCAACAAACAGUGAAAACUGGUUGCGAAUCAGGGUAAAUGGGUCUGGUCUGAUAAGGAAUUUUAGGCGCGCCAAGACUAUUUUGAGGCCCGCGUAGAGGGCCGGAUAUCAUAAGAAAUGGAGUCUGCUGUGUCGAGACUGGCAAACAUUCGGAGCCACUUAACCACUUCGACGUCGGCGAAGGGUUUUGACGCUGGAUUGGUUAAGAUAUCUCCUAGAGUUCAUGAAGCUUUAGCACAUGGUCGGCCAGUUGUAGCCCUUGAGUCUACCAUCAUUUCUCAUGGAAUGCCAUAUCCUCAAAAUCUGGAAACAGCAAAACAGGUGGAGACAAUGGUUAGUAUGAAUGGUGCAGAACCCGCCACUAUUGCUAUUUUGGAUGGUGUACCCUGUGUAGGUUUGAGCAGGGAAGAACUGGAGAGGCUUGCUAUCUUAGGAAGCAAAGCUCGUAAGACAGCUCGCAGAGACAUUUCUCAUGUUGUGGCUACUAGAGGCAACGGAGCAACUACUGUGUCUGCUACUAUGUUUUUUGCUUCCAUGGUUGGCAUUCCAAUAUUUGUAACUGGGGGUGUUGGAGGAGUACAUAGAUAUGGCGAGAAUACGAUGGAUGUAUCUUCUGACCUCACUGAACUUGGAAGGACUCCUGUAGCAGUAAUCUCAGCAGGGGUGAAAUCAAUAUUAGAUAUCCCAAGAACGCUGGAGUAUUUGGAAACUCAAGGGGUCUGUGUUGCAGCUUAUCAGACUGAUGAAUUUCCUGCUUUCUUUACAGAAACAAGUGGCUGCAAGGCACCUUGUCGGGUAGAUACACCAGAAGACUGUGCUCGACUAAUAGAUGCCAACACUAAACUCGGGCUUCAAACUGGGAUCUUAAUAGCAGCCCCUAUCCCGAAACAACAUUCUGCUUCAGGAAGUUUCAUUGAAUCAGCAGUACAAAGAGCUCUUCUAGAAGCUCAGGAAAAGAACAUAACAGGAAAUGCUCAAACUCCAUUCUUGCUUGCUAGAGUAAAUGAACUAACUGGAGGAGCUUCUCUAGCUUCUAAUAUUGCACUUGUGAAAAACAAUGCAUUUAUUGGUGCUAAAAUUGCUGUCUCCUUAGCUCAAAUCCGCAGCCACUGCAAUUGAAAUGCAAAUGCAAUUAUCACAAGCAGUGUGAUAAGUUGGGGCAUUAAAUUCUAGUAUUUCUAUGUGAACUCGGUCCUUUAUGCCUUAUAGUUCAAAUGAUGUUAAUAUUAUGUUUUUGUAUUUUACUUGGAAGCAAGUAUGACCCUCCACCGGUCCACUCUUACAUCAUCCACAUGGUUUCAUAGCUAUAAAUUUUAAAAAUUGCAAAAGUGCAAAACCACUAUUGUUUCGUUUUAGAAAAAACUCGUUUCUAACACUGAGUAAUACAGUAAAUUGUUUCC